UCCUGCUUUCCCUGGCUCGCGCGGGGCCGUUGGAGCCUCUCCCGGGGCCGGAGAAGGGCUACAGAUUAACGUCCAUGUUUUGCUCCAGAUCAUCCCAUCCUCCCAGAGGGAAGGCAAUGGCUGCAGUGGAGCUGGCUCAGGGGCCGGUGACUUUUGAGGAGGUGGCUGUGUAUUUCACCAGAGAGGAAUGGGCUCUGCUGGACCCUGUUCAGAGAGCCCUCUACAGCGAUGUCAUGCAGGAGAACUAUGAGACAGUGGUCUUGCUGGAGUUUCCAGUUUCUAAACCUGAUGUGAUCUCACAGCUGGAACGAGGGGAAGAACCGUGGGUCCCAGACCUCCAGGGCUCUGAGAAAGAAGUGCUUCCAAGAGCUGCCUUCCCAGGUAGUGAUCUAUGUCUCGAUUCUCUCUGUCUCCCUUCAGAUGAUGGGAUGGUGAGUCAGAAUGAGGAGGAGAAACCCCAUCAGGAAGAUGCUGAGCAAAGAGAACCACAUGGGAUGUUAUCAGGAAGAUCCAAAGGGAAUGUUUCCGGGAGUUGUGCACUCCCAGAAAAACCAAAAGCCUGUGAGACUCAGGGGAGGCCAGAGGGAAACUUUAGUAACUUCUCAGACCUUAUAACAAGCGACAGAAUCAACUUAGAAGAGACACACUACAGGUGCCAUGAGUGUGGGAAAAGCUUCAAUUGGCGCUCACAUCUUAUCAGACAUCAGAGAAUCCACAUAGCUGAGAAACCUUAUGGAUGCUCUGAGUGUGGGAAAUGCUUCAUCGAUAGUUCAGCCCUCAUCUCACAUCAACGAAUCCACACAGGAGAAGCGCCCCACACAUGCUCAGAGUGCGGGAAAAGCUUCAGUCAGAACUCACACCUUAUCAGACAUCGGAGAAGCCACACAGGAGAGACACCUUACACGUGCACUGAGUGUGGGAAAAGCUUCAGUUACUGCUCUGCCCUUAUCAGGCAUCGGAGAAUCCACACAGGAGAAACGCCCUACACAUGCUCUGAGUGUGGGAAAAGAUUUAGUCGGAGCUCACACCUUAUCAGACAUCGGAGAAUCCACACUGGAGAGACACCGUACACAUGCUCUGAGUGUGGGAAAAGCUUCAGUCAGAACUCACACCUUAUCAGACAUCAGAGAAGCCACACAGGAGAGAUGCCCUACACCUGCACUGAGUGCGGGAAAAGCUUCAGUCAGCGCUCAAUCCUUAUCACACAUCAGAGAAUCCACACAGGAGAGAUGCCUUAUACGUGCACUGAGUGUGGGAAAAGCUUCAAUCAGCGUUCAAUCCUUAUCACACAUCAGAGAAUCCACACAGGAGAGACACCUUAUACGUGCACUGAGUGUGGGAAAAGCUUCAAUCAGCGUUCAAACCUUAUCAAACAUAGGAAAAUCCACAUGGGUGAGAAACCAUAUGGAUGCUCUGAGUGUGGGAAAAGCUUCAGUCAGAGCUCUGCCCUGAUCACGCAUCGUAGAAUCCAUACAGGGGAGAUGCCCUACACAUGCUCUGAGUGCGGGAAAAGCUUUAGUUGGAACUCACACCUUAUCAGACAUCAGAGAAGCCACACGGGGGAGACACCGUACAAAUGCUCUGAGUGUGGGAAAAGCUUCAAGCACAGCUCAAACGUUGUCUCACAUAGGAGAAUCCACAUGGGAGAGAGUGUGGGAAAAGCUCUGAGUGCAGGAAAAGCUUCAAUCAGUGCUCAAGCCUCAUUAGACAUCAGAAAAUCCACAAGAGAAAAUUGUAAUAAAUCCCUUGACUAGAGAUGGCCAAAAACAUUUUUUUUAAAAAAUCACAUUUGCUAAUUCCCACAUAGUGAUUUUUGCAUCAUCUUCACCGUGGUCUCUCAGCUCCACCAGAUAAGUUGCCUGCUUCUUCCUUUUGCAGCUCAUCCUUCUUUGGGGUCAGUCCUAUGAUCUUUUCUAUCAACUCCUUUCCUUUUGAGUCAUAGGAGUGUGUGUCCCUCCAUCCAGGAAUGUUCAUCAGCUCCAGGUCCGUGGGAGAGAGGUUUGAUCCCAGCUGUCGCAACCCUAAACCUUUGCUCCAGUUAUCAGCCUGGCCAAUUGUCGGUCAGAGCAAAGCCGUGCCCAAAUAAGGCAAGAGCCAUAUAAGCCAGAGCUGUAUGCAGUAAUGCAACAGUAUUAUGAACAAAGGAAUAUCAUGCAGAGUGCCCGCCCCUGUGAGCCAUAUAUAGGCAUGCAAGCCUGUCUCGGACAAAGUAGCGUGCUGUGUGCAGCCUCUGCUGACUUAUUGGGCCCCAACCCGGAACCUGGAAGGCGAAGGAACUAGGGACCAAUCCGAAAUCAACACGAGUAAAAGCCCCCAGACAAAACUGUAGCCUGGGCAGAGUCAGUAGUUUUCCGCGUGUCAGCUGAAAGGCUUGAUCACCCUUUUAGCCAGGAGACCCCUCCGUUUUUGCCGGCUCGUGUCGUAUCGUGUCGUAUAAACAAAACCACAUCCCCCAAUUCGUCAUGUACUUGGGGUCUGUGCUGCUAGUCAGUUACGUCUGGGUUGUGGUACGUAUUCUGUAACUCCUGCAAGCAGCCUGCGUUUGCUAACCCACCCCCGUCUCUACCCCCCUUCUUGUGUUUCUUGCCUGCUGUUUUAUUAUGGUCAAGAUUGUUUUUAUAACUUGUUUUAUUGCCUUGUCUUUAUCUCCCUCCUUCUGCUUUCUGCCUGCUGUUUUAUUCUGUGUAUAAGGGAUACGGUUAGCUUUGCUUUUAUAGCCUGCUCUUUUGUUUUGCUUUCCCUUUUUGUAUAAAAAAGUGUAUAGUUUAAGUAAAUAAGAGCUAUUACUAAUAAGUUACUUUUCCUAGCCUAAAGUGUAACUAUCCCCGCUAAAUAAACACAGCCAUUUGGCUUUAAAUCCUA
This is a messenger RNA of Gopherus flavomarginatus (Mexican gopher tortoise), 2862 nucleotides long. RefSeq names its product zinc finger protein OZF-like. The record is from RefSeq and is a predicted model, not a curated record. Lineage: Eukaryota; Metazoa; Chordata; Testudines; Testudinidae. The transcript has 6 exons. Gene Ontology annotation, biological process: regulation of DNA-templated transcription. The coding region runs from base 75 to 1754 and encodes 559 amino acids.